AUGGCGGUUCAAGGCGCGGUGCAGGACUGCAGGCCGACGCUGCUGGCGAUCUGGGGACGCCGGGACCCCAAGCAGAGGAUGGAGGCGCAGGCGGCCUCGCGCAAGGAGGAUGACGGCGGAUCAAGAGGUCCUCCUGAUCGGGACGAGGAGGAGGGGGCACAUCGCGAGGAGGACGAGGGGGUCAAGGAAGAGAAGGGUGCUGCAAGGGAGCACUAG
Messenger RNA from Triticum turgidum subsp. durum (durum wheat), 216 nucleotides. NCBI's taxonomy places the organism in Eukaryota, Viridiplantae, Streptophyta, Magnoliopsida, Poales, Poaceae. The record is from the annotation of a GenBank genome assembly.